AAGAASGAGAUCACAGAUACAAGCAGCUGAAAUGAGUUUCCUCUGCAGGGUGUCUGGGCUCUGAGCACCCAGCCUCAAACCUGACAGGAUUUCUCUGCAGCUCUGACCCGUGUCCUGGUCUGCUGAGUGGAAACAUCCCCGCAUCAUGAUGCUGCCUCCUCCGUGCUUCACUGUGAGGACCGUGUUCCCGGYGUGAUGGCAGCUGCUGAAAUGUCUCAGAUAUCUGUCCUGCUGCCAUUCACAGGCCUUUUCUUUUUUACACCAUCCUUCAGCUCAGGAUCCAGCGGUGCAGAUCCAGUGAGCUGUGAGACCCGUGGAGUGGACCUGAAGCAGGAUGAAGUCCUGGUCUUGUGUCCUCCAGGCUGCACAGAUUUAAGGCUGUCGGUGUUUGGGACUGGGGUCUACGCUGCCGUCUCRUCCGUCUGUGGAGCUGCUGUUCACAGGGGCGUCUUGACUUCGUCGGGGGGUCCUGUAAGAGUUCAGAGACGGGCGGGCCGACACAACUACGUUAGCUCGUACGCUAACGGCGUCCACUCACAGGCUCUCCCUCGCUGGACCUCGUCCUUCAGCCUCUCCACAGAGAACGUUGAGGCUCCUCUGGAGCUGACCAGCUCCACCACUUCUACAGACGUCCCUGCAGCCUUACUACCAGGGAAGAAAGCAGCGAAGAAGUCGUCUGUGAAGAAGUCCACAUCAGGUGGGAAUAAAGACUGUCAGACGGACAUCGCUGUGGUCAUCGACAGCAGCAACAACAUCGGGCAGCGCAGAUUCAACCUGCAGAAGAACUUUGUAGCCAAACUGGCCAUCAUGCUGCGAGUCGGACCAACGGGACCUCAUUUGGGUCUGAUCCAGGCCAGGCCGUGUGUAAAGACGAUGGUUUCUUCACUUAUUCCAUCCCCAGCUGGUUCAGCACCCCCAAACAUGUCCGCCCGCUGACACAGAGACUCUGCUCCCUGGACUCUCUGCUCUGCAGUAAAACCUGCUACAACUCGGUGAACAUCGGCUUCCUCAUCGACGGGUCSUCCAGCGUCGGUUGGCAGAACUUCCAGCUGGUUCUGGACUUCCUGGCAGGAAUCGCUCAGAGCUUCGACAUCUCAGACGUGGGCGCUCGCAUCGGUGCGGUCCAGUUCACCUACGACCAGAGGCUGGAGUUCGGCCUGAUGGACCACUCCAGCAAAGAGGACACUAUCGGCGCCCUGAGGAGGAUCAGCUACAUGAGCGGAGGAACGGCCACCGGGUCAGCCAUCACCUACGCCACCCAGAACCUGUUCAGACAAAAAGAACGAGGUCACAACUUCCUGGUUGUGGUGACAGACGGCCAAUCGUACGAUGAGGUCCAGAGCCCAGCGAUGGCGGCGCAGAGACAAGGUGUUCACUUUUAGCUGCACUUAAGUUAAAACGAUAUUAAAUGUUUUUGUUGCAGCAUAAAAGGGUUAAUUUUGUGCUGACUUCUAUUUGUACAUUAUUCUGUUUUAAAGCUGUUUUGUUCUUUUUUAUUUCUGUAAAGACUUUUCUUCUGUUUCACUUUAAUAACAUUAAAAAGUUUCAAAACCUUAAAGGACAAAAACAUUUUCUGAGACGUUCAGUCAGUAAUUUGUUCAUAUUUGACUGAUUUUUAAUAAACUAAAUAUUUUUC
Austrofundulus limnaeus is the source of this 1636-nucleotide messenger RNA. It is a transcript of the gene coch, whose product is annotated as coagulation factor C homolog, cochlin (Limulus polyphemus). The record is from RefSeq and is a predicted model, not a curated record. NCBI's taxonomy places the organism in Eukaryota, Metazoa, Chordata, Actinopteri, Cyprinodontiformes, Rivulidae.